AUGGAUGAAAUGAAUGCAACAACUGAUAAAAUCUUGAUAUCGAGUAGUUUAAAUCAACCUAAAUUAAGACCAUCAGUGAUGAUAUCAUGUUUUAAAAAGGUUUUUUUAAUAAUACCAUUCAUUAUAAUAUUUAUUUUGUUCAUUCUAACUAUAUUUUUACAUAAACAUGUAUUAUAUUCAUGGAUUAAUAAUAAUGCAACAACAACAACAACAACAACAACAAUAUCGGGAUAUCGUACUGCUCAUUGCAUAACAGGUAUUCCUCGAACACUUUAUAAAGAGGAAUUAUAUGUCGCUUAUCGUCGACAAGCACUCAACAAAUUACCAGGUGAUCUAUUUGUUAUUCUAGAACUUAUGAAUAAAACUGACACCAUUCAUGGAGUUACUAUUACCGAUAAUCAACCAAAAAGAUAUACUGCUGCGUUGAAAUAUCUAACACCACGCAAAAUCGAAUGGAUACCUUCAAAUAAUCGUUUAGGAGCUUUAGAUGAUGAACAUGGAUAUUCUAGAUGGCAACGUUGUUUGGAGCAUAUUGAACAAGCUGAAAAACAAGAUGGAAUAAAAUAUGAUUUUAUUGUUCGAACUCGACCUGAUUUAUAUAUUGCUAAAGAUUUACCGACAGCUGAUCUAUUACCUAAAAAUCGAAUACUUAUUAAUCCAUACUAUGAAUUUUUCCAAGAUAUGCCUUCAGGAUACAAUCACACUUGGCCUGAUCUUCAAGCUCCUGUUAAUAAAACAGACUUUGGCAUUUCAAGUUUAUUUGCUAUUAUUCCAAGAUCAUUAGCAGAUCCUUAUAUGCGUGUAGCAUACACACCAAAUCUCCCACGUCAUAUUUGUGGCUCACGUGCUAAGGAUGGAGAUUGUGCAAUUCGAGCAGCAUUAUAUAAGGCUAAUAUUACAUUCGAACUAUGGCCUUUUGUAAUAAGAAUUAUGUAUCCAGCUCAGUUUUGUCAUGCGAAAGAUGAAGAUUGGUUCAAUAGUUGGUGUUGA
Molecule: messenger RNA, 990 nt
Organism: Adineta steineri
Lineage: Eukaryota; Metazoa; Rotifera; Eurotatoria; Adinetida; Adinetidae
Source: the annotation of a GenBank genome assembly